Molecule: messenger RNA, 4197 nt
Organism: Scleropages formosus (Asian bonytongue)
Lineage: Eukaryota; Metazoa; Chordata; Actinopteri; Osteoglossiformes; Osteoglossidae
Gene: mms22l
Product: MMS22-like, DNA repair protein
Exons: 23
Coding region: 432-4130 (1232 amino acids)
Biological process (GO): replication fork processing; double-strand break repair via homologous recombination
Cellular component (GO): nuclear replication fork
Source: RefSeq, a predicted model, not a curated record
GACGGCAAAAAGAGAGUAGUGCGCGAACUGCAGCUAUUGCUGGGACUUUGUCACUUUCUUGAUAUUUAUUGUAGUGAUUUUUUGUUUAUUAGGCGUAUGAUACAUAGAUACUUUUCCAGUGCCGGAGUGAAUAUCCGGUUGUUCCGCUGUGGAGUUUCUUAACCUGUGUGUUAUCGUAAAGUGAUCUCCUCUGGAAAAAGUGUUAGCAGAGUUGUCGAGCAGCAGCAGUUAUUCAUCCCGACUCAAAUACAACAUUUUCAGAUAAGUAAACUUCGCGGAAAGCUUAGUUAAAAAAAAAUAACCUGGAGAAAGCCGAAGACACGUAUUCCUUACGAGCAGCAGUCUGUUUUGAAAAGGAUGAGCUGACUCCUGAGGUCUUGCUUGCUCGGUCACUAGGAGGCGCUGUGCUCGUCGUGUGCCACACUAGCUGAAUGGAGGGUGACUUCAGCGAGUCCCUCACUCCUCCAGUGUCUCCCUCCAUUGUGGAGACGCAGUGUGACAGAGGGAUGCCUCGGCCGCCCUCUUUCUCCUGUGUUUCUGAUCUUGGCCAGCGGACCCUCCAUGGUUACGUUGGCAGCGGGGCCUUGAAGAGGUUGUUGCUCCGGCUGGAUCCUGCACCUGCGGAUUAUGAGACGGACACAGUGGACCUGUUUGGCUUCUCCUGGGUCACAGAGACUGCGUUGGUGGAGUCCACCACGCUCUUGUUUAACCUCUUCAGACAAACUUUUCUGAAGCUGGAGAACCUGGUAAAGUCCAGCUCGCAUGACAUUGGACAUGCGGUCAGUAAUCAUUUUCAGGCUGAGGAGCUGCGACAGCAGUGUGUUCUCUUUCUUCAGUAUGUGAAGGUCUAUGUUUCAAGAUACUUUGCACCUCCCCGAGGACUUGAGGAGAACAGCAGACACCCCUACGUAGCCCUGGAAGAACAGUUCCCAUCUGCCCUGCUGGAGCAGCUCUUUGGGAUCACACUACUGUUCGGUCGACUCCGUGACCUACCCUCAAACCUGCAGGCCUGCCUGUCCCUGCAGCACCAGGGCACACGACUGCCCCCAGCUUGGCACUUGCUGCACUUGCAUCUGGAUGUUCACUGGACCGUGCUGGAGCUCCUGCACCUCCUGGAGGAGAAAAUGCUGGGCCAAGUGGUGUACGCGCAGCCGCUAGUGAAUCUGACGGGAGAGAACCUCACCAACGUCAGUUUGUUUGAAGAGCAUCUUGGCAACCUGCUUAUGGAUCUCGUUGGUCUCGCCAUGACCCAGUACAGCAAGGUGAGACCUACGGAGGCCUUGACAACUCCUCACUACCACUGUACCUGUACCAAGGAGCUGUGGGUCCUGCUUAUACACCUGCUCGAGCACAGGAGUAGAGUACUUCACACCCAGUCUUUUUGGAGCUACAUGAAUACUCUGCUGAGGACUGUGCUGAAUGGGGCACAACAAGGAAAGGUGCAAGAAGGACACCCUACUCAUUGCAAGGACCCCUUGGGCUUCACCUGGUGGCUUGUGACACACCUAGCAGACCUGGGACAGUCGAGCAGUAAUGGGACCCACCAAGAUGAGAAACUGAAAGAUAACUGGAGUUUUAUUGGAGAACUGUUGAAGGCCACCUACUCUCAGGGUACACUGCAAGAGGAGCAACUCAGAAUGCAGCUUCACUGCUGCUUGAGUCUCUGUCUCCUGUGGGACUCCAGCAUUUCCAUGGUUACUACACUUUGGGAGUACUACAGCAAGAACCUGAAUGCCUUGUUCACGGUGCCCUGGCUGGCCGUGUCUGAGCUGAGCAGUGUGGGCCGCACACCCCUGUCUCUGCUGGAACAGGCACGCAGCUGCUGCAGCCUGGCAUCCCGCAACCCUAGCCUACUUCGCUCCACUGGCUACAUGCAGCUGUACCGCUCUGCCAACUCCUUCCAGAUUUUCUUGCGCAUUCUUGCCGUGCACUUGUCCCAGGGCAGUGGGGAUGGUGCCCCCUGGAGGCAGAUUAAGGGAAGAGUGUACUCCAAGUUCCACCAGAGGCGCAUGCUGGAACUGUCAGAAGGUGGCCUCAUGAACUUCCUGCUCCUCUUCUUAGUUCUGGCACGCAUGGCUGAGCCGGAGGACGUUUGUGUGCGGGCAUGCGAACUGCUGGCUUCACGUCCGUCCAGCUCCCUGUCGAUCAGUCAGCGCAUGCUGCUGUGUAGGGGGCAACUCGCCUUUGUGCUGCUCUUCCAAGAGCGUGGGCUAGAUGUCGCGGCAUUGGCCGACCGACUGGGCACAGCCUUCACUCAGGUGGCCCGCGAGUUCUACCUGAAAACCACAGAGGCGACACGCAAGCUGGCGCUGUGGCCUCUGCUGGGGGCUUACAUCGAGGGAGUGCAAGAGGUACUGGAGAGCAGUGCCCACCUCCACCUGUCUGAGGAGAAGCUCCUCAACGAAGGUUUUGGCUUGCUGCUGCCUGCCUGCCGCCAGUCGGAACUCAACUCUGCCCUCGGCUUCCUGCAGAGCGCCCUUGCCCAGCUGCGGAGGGCUUACCACUGCUCCAUACAGACUGGUCAAGCCACAUCUCCUCUGCCCAGCAUGACUAAGGAGUGCCACCUAGCUGUGGCAGCAGCACUCUGGGCUAACUUCUUCCCCUUCCUGCGCAGCCUGCGCUUGUCUCUGACCCCCCCACCACAGCUGGCUGACUGCGCUGCAGGAUUCUCAUUGCUGGCUUUGGACCUGCCAGGCUCUGCCCCUCAGGACCUGCAGCCCUUCCCUACUCUGUCCAUCAUGCAAUGCUUUGGCUGGGAUGAAAUGCUGCACCCUUUAGUGGUGACACGCUACCUCACACAUACCCUCCACAACAGUGCCCUGGUGUCUUCGGUGAGUUCCAGUUCUGGUUCUGCUCAGGCUCUUUCUGUGCGGGCCUGGGUGCGAUGUGUUCUUCAGCAGCACGCUCACAGGGGCACUGAUGGCUCUGACAGCAGACCAGACAGGAUGAUCAGUGACCACUUGACUGAGCUCACCAGGCUGGUCUUCAGGCUACCAGAGGUCGAGUCUCUCCUGCAGAAGGCAAGGCUGCAGUCUUCAGUCAGACAGGAGCCAGAACCAGCCUUGAGGGUCUUUAUUAAGGCUGUGGGCUUUGUCUACCGUGACCUCCAGAGCCUGAGUGAGCGCUCCACCAUGGUUUCCCAAGCCCUGGAUUACAUCGGUGAUGUUCUCAAGCACAUCAAGCCCUACCUGGCAAACAAGAGUCCAUCUGAAGGGCUUCAAUUAGCAUACCGUACCGUGGGGUACCUGGUGAAGCAGUGGAGCUCCCUGCUAGCCACCUCCAAGGCGCAGCAGCUGCUCUUCCGAAUUGUCGACGUGCUGCUGCUUCCACAUGCCCUGUUCCAGCAAGAUAAGAGCCUUCCCAGCUCUGUGCUCUGUGCUGUGAGGGAUAGCCUGCCCCUCUACCUACAGGGCCUGUCAGAGGCAGCGGGUGUGUCCCAGACACAGGGCGCAUACCUGAAGCAGCAGCUCCGCAGCAUUACUGCCCACUACUUGGACCGUUUCCUCUCAGCCACUCCCACCACAGGCACCAUCAGCAAUCACCCUAUCCUGUUAGCAGUGUGCGGGGCUUCAUCGGGCCAGAAGGGGGCAGUACUGAGGAGUACCGUCAUACAAGUGCUUAGUGAAAAUAUAGCGCAGUCUAAAAGCCAUGGUUCCUCUUCUCGACUUGCAUCGCUUCUGGCUUUUUUUGUGGAGCUGCUGAAACGGACCAGUGAGCCGGACCCAGCUCUGGUUACCCUGGCUCUGCCGGCUUUACUUCGUUGCCUCUUACUGGCCACCGAACCACAGGUAAGGAAGCUGAACACAGAUGCCUUACAGCUGCUGACAGAGCGAAGUACAGCCUCACAUGUAGAAGGAUCACGUGACCACAUCUCAGCUGCUUUGAAGUGCUUUGUUGAGGACAACAUUGGCCUGUAUGAGCACCAGGUGUACGGCGUUCUGGAGGUGGUGUCUGUUUUGGACCGCUCUGUCGUUGAAGGGCUCAUUCCCAUGCUAUCACUCAGCCUGAGGAACACAGAGUGCAAGCGAGGCCUUGGAAGGAACACGAUACUGAGGAAUGCAUACAAAAAACUGCUGUCUAAUUUGGGGGAGACUGGACAUGCCGAGAUAAUUCGUUUGGAUGAGGACUGAUCCCUGAAUGCGGCAUCAAGAGGAGCCCAAAUACCUGAGUCUGUGCACACUUUCCCCCUUCCAUAAA